AUGUCCCGCGCCGCGCUCUCCCGCUCCGGGUCCAGGCGGACCUCCCCAGAGUUCCAAAACUCAUCCGCCUUUCGAACCCAUUCCUCCGUGGCCAGACAAUACUCGCCGGGAGAUAGCUCUGACGACGAAGUCCCCGAACCGAAAUUCAGCGCGUCCGUCAAGGCCCUGCUUGAUGAAGAUGGACUAGAUGUGUCCCCACGGCUUCGCGGCGAGCGCAUGGGAUCAUCGGCUAGCUCCAGCCAGGAAAGACGAUCUCGAGCAACGCCUCCUCAAAGCAAUUCGACCGGAAGCCCUGCGCCUCGCGUGGUUCGCAUUGCACCAUCAUUAAGCGGCAGCGGCGGCAGAUCAAGAAGGGAGGGAUCACUCCUGUCCAACAGCGAAAGUGCCGACCAGGACGCAAGAACCAAUUCGAAUGAUUUCAUUACGCCCGCCCCAAGGCCACGCAGUGUGCGGAUCAAUGCAUCGCGUAGCCAUACACGCUCACCCGCAUCCGUAUCCCCCUCUCAGAGACGCUCUGCUGAAAGGAGCUAUGUCGACGAGCACGGAAGUGCGGAACGUUCAGAAGAUGAAAGGAAGUAUAGGUAUGAGGAUGACUACGCUCCUCGCACCGGUCCUUCAUCGGUAUUACGAACGCGAAAUCCGGAGGAUAUCGGCAUGGCGAGCUCAUUGCGCGUCAAGAGGGUCGGACGACUCACUGGAACGUUCUUGAACGGUCCCGCAAGACGUGGUGUAUUACGACGACAGAGUGAAGAGAAUAAUGAAGACCAAGAGCUCGACCCGAAUAUCGAUAGCGCCGACUACCACUAUAAGAAUACAGCGAAAUCUUCGUCACCCAAAGUAUCAUGGGCCGAUCCAAGCCCACCACUCAGAACCGACGAGCACCGAUCCUAUGAUCGUGCAGAUGGACCCUUUUCUAGAUCAUCCUCUCCGAAAUCCUAUGGAUCGCACUCGAAAUCAACACCUGGGUCUUCUUCAGAAAUGUCCUCCAAACCCUCAAGUUCGCAGGAACAGCCUGUGUUCAAAGUCCCUCUUCCGCCUACAUUGCCUUCGUCUAGAGACCAGGAGAAUGAGCCUCCACCGACGUUCAAGCGCACCAAGCCUCAGGGUUUCAACUUGCUGGACAAGCCUGAGAAGCUUGCUGUGGUGUAUGGGGAUGAGAAGAAAGAGCAUGGGGAGACACCUGCAGGGAACGGGAACUCCCCUAGAAAGAUACUUGCAACAAGAAGUAAUAACACCCCUCACAGGCCGGCCCCUCCUCCUCCUAAGAUGUCCGUUCUUGAGACCGCCACCGCGACAGGAGGAGCUGCUACGGCAUCACAGUCACGGAAAAAGCGCAGUCAAGUUUCGGUCAACCACAAGCCCUUCACCCGGCUGGACUGCAUCGGUCGUGGUGGGAGUUCGAGAGUCUACCGCGUCAUGGCUGAAAACUAUAAGAUAUUUGCCCUGAAGAGGGUAAAUCUGGAGGACGUCGAUCCAACAACCCUAGCUGGAUACAAGGGUGAAAUUGACUUGCUGAAGAAAUUGGAGAACCUUGAUCGUGUCGUCCGCUUAUUCGAUUGGGAGCUGAACUCGGACAAACAUACUCUGAGUGUCUUAAUGGAAAUUGGAGAGUCAGAUCUAGAGAAGAUCCUUACCUACCGACUGAACGCUGAAGACGCGAGAUUCGACAUCAACUUUACCCGAUACUACUGGAAGGAGAUGCUCGAGUGUGUCCAAGCUGUACACGAUCACAACAUUGUCCACUCUGAUCUGAAACCGGCGAACUUCCUCCUGGUUCAGGGCCGAUUGAAACUUAUCGAUUUCGGCAUUGCGAACGCCAUCCAAGAUAACACUGUAAAUGUGCACCGUGAACAGCAGGUGGGGACUCCGAAUUACAUGUCCCCCGAGGCCUUAGUCGACUCCAACGCUUCUCUCGGCCUGCCAGCAAGUGUCGGAAAGAUGAUGAAGCUAGGCAAGCCAAGUGACGUAUGGAGUUUGGGAUGCAUUCUCUAUAAGAUGGUGUACGGCCAGCCUCCGUUUGCCAAAAUCGCCAAAUACUACGAACGCAUCCUAGCCAUCCCUAAUCCCCACGUGAAGAUUGACUUCCCAGCAUUCGGCGUAGGGGGCGUCCCCGUACCUCCUGGUCUAGUCCGAACGCUGAAGCGCUGUCUCCAGCGCGAUCAAACUUUACGUCCAACCGUGGAAGAGCUUCUCGGCCAGCGCGAUCCAUUCCUCUACCCAGACGCGCAGCUCGAAGGUGCUGUCCCAGUCACACAGGACAUGCUGAACCGAAUCCUAGUGAACGUGGUCAACCACUGCCGUGUCCGUGGUAUCCCCAAGGACGAAGAACUAGCCGCUUGGCCCGCCGGAUUCUUCGCUAAAAUCAAAGCUGCACUAGAAGAAGGCAGCUAG
This is a messenger RNA of Aspergillus niger, 2391 nucleotides long. RefSeq lists its product as uncharacterized. NCBI's taxonomy places the organism in Eukaryota, Fungi, Ascomycota, Eurotiomycetes, Eurotiales, Aspergillaceae. The record is from RefSeq and is a predicted model, not a curated record. Gene Ontology annotation, biological process: chromosome segregation; mitotic spindle assembly checkpoint signaling; meiotic spindle assembly checkpoint signaling. Gene Ontology annotation, cellular component: nucleus; spindle; kinetochore. The transcript has a single exon. The coding region runs from base 1 to 2391 and encodes 796 amino acids. Gene Ontology annotation, molecular function: ATP binding; protein serine/threonine kinase activity; protein serine/threonine/tyrosine kinase activity.